UGCGCAUUCUGUAACCAAAACAACAUGGCGGCUUUGUAAUCCGCAUUCCUCUAUGAUCAGAUAAAACCUGUCGUGUGUUCGAUAUGUUUAGAUUUUAACUAGACCCCAAAUCACAAAAAGUCUAAGUACUUUCAAGUACACGAAUUUGUGCCCUACUUUCUUUUUAAAUUCAAACCAACAGCGAACCUGACUUUGCAAGUCCUAACGUUAUCAAAACAGGUGGAUGUUCUGUUACGUUAAAUCAUGGGGAAUGACGGUAAACUGAAAGGUAACUAGAGGAAAAUGUUAGCUGGAGCCUAUUCAAAAACAUACCAAUACAUAGAAAAACAAAGGAUUGAGCAAUUAAAACAACUCCAGACGGACGAAGUUGGAGAUGCAGUGGCGAAAGCGAAGAAGCUCUCUGUGGAGACGAACAAAAGGCGAAAAGCACAAGCUACGAAGAGAAAAUUAGAGCAACAAAGAGAAGAAAAACGGAGACAGCAGAUUUUGUCGAGGAGGCGGGAAGAACAGCGAGAGGCGACAGAGAAAUACCAGCGCUCUCAUGUUCCAUCCCGACCACCCAGUGGAAGAUCCCAUAGUUCAAGGAAAAAUGUUCCUUCCCCUAACCGGACUCUGGAGGAUACUUUGAGGCUUGUGAGAGGGAACUCCAGUCUACAGCGACAGAACAGUGGUAGCUCCACCGGGAGUCACCAAAGUCCCCGCCAGACGUACACCGACGCGCUCAACCGACCGUACUUCAACAAGUACUCCAACUUCCAUUCUCCUGUCAUCCAGAACGACCGAGCCAGGACCAGCAGUGCCCAGGACAAACUCCACAACAGGAGCCUAAGGAAUCUCAACAAUAGCAAGAGUCUGUUUGAGCAGAAGUUGGAGCAGCAGCAGAGACAGCUGGUAGACCAACAGAAGAAGGUGUUUAACGAUUUUAAUGAGGCGGUCCAAAAGGAGAUAAAUCAUGGCGAGAAUGAAGCAGACGACAGCGUUAGUUUGUCCAGCGCCGACAGUUUGGAGGACUCCAUGGAGGAGAGUCCAGCCAAAUUACACCAGCAGAAUAAUUAUAAUAACAACCAUGUCCAAAACGAACAAGUGAUUCAUACCAAGUCCUCUCUGCAGGAUACACACCAGAGUGUGCGGGACAUUUCCUUCCACUUAAAUAGUGCUUACGGACAGAGUAACGGAGUGGGUUAUCCAGACAGGAACGAGAAAAUUGACUCUUACAGUAUGGAGCAAACUUGGGCCAACAAUAACUACCCUCCAUCAAGUGUCGCAGUGUCUAGGCCUGAAGUACAGAAGACUCAGGUCUCAGAAGGGAAAGACCGACCCAAGGUUCAAUUACGAGCCUGGUCGACUCCCUCCCCUAUAGACUCCCAUCAUUCCUCAGCAGCGAACACUCACAUCACAAACAAUAACCCCUACAGCUCACGGCCUUCUAUGACAGCCGUUACCUCCACCACAGCUUUUGGAGAUAGAAACUCCCAGAAGAGCUACGUACAAAGUAAUGGCUGGAGGGAUGAGAACCAGUUAAAUGGAAUGAGCGAUAGAGCGUUUGAUGGGAAUGUUGGGGGAACUGGUUCCCAGAAUCCAAGUUCUAAUGGUUAUGGGGACACGGUUGGGAUGAAUGUGAGGAAUGGUAAUGAUGUGACCAGAGGAUACACCAAUGGGUAUAUGUAUUCCUCUGAAAAUUCCAAAAGUGCUCAGCCCAGUGGCAAUGGAAAUAGAGGAAUGGAUGUUGGUGCUUCUAGACCAAUGGAGUUUCUGCAGACUGUCACCAAUACACCGGAGAAUGCUGACAACAGAGUCACAAACUCAGACAAGGAGGCUGUGACGGCCCCUGCUACAGAGAGUAAGCCGAGUCGUGUUCCCCGUCCAGUGAGUGCCGUGAGGAUUCAGAAGGUGCAGUACAAUGUGAUCCCCCCUCCCUCCUCCAACGAGGAAACAGUACAGGCACCCUCAGGGGUUCAGGGUGUGGAGAAAGCGGAAAGUGGAAGAAAUGGUGGUGUUCAAAAAGUGGAGAUCAAUCCCAAACCACCACAAGUCUUCAUCAACACCACCUCAGGCGAUCAACCGCAAGUCCGGCAAGUCACUCAGGUCAAGUUUGCGGCAAGUGUAGUGAACGGGGGUGUUAAUAUGAACAGUUACGGUAAAAUGAAUGUGCAACCUCUUCCUAAUAAACCCUUGGUAAUAGGGGUCUCUGAUGUAAAGAAGGAAAAUCCCGUUCCCGUCAAAGUGACAAGAAAGGCCAAAGAUGACGUUGAUCUGGUGGUGAGAAACCAAAUCGAGGCUGAAGAAGAGGUCAACUCAGGGGUCAAGGGCAUUCUGAAGAGGCCAGGGUCAAAGUUGAAAAAGGCAGGGUCAACUGGCAGUGUCAACAGCAUGGAUGUGAAGGACAGUAUAGAGAUUGCUCGCAUUCACAUGCACCACCACCAUCCCAAACAGGUUCCCAGGAAGAAGAGUGUUCGAUUUGCAGACAUUCACUAUCCAAGUGAUGCCGAAGAGGAGCCUGAUACUGGCAGUGAAAAUUCAGCAGCAAAUGGACAUAGUCACUCCUCAAGGCCUAUAUCAGCCAAGGUGACGUCCCACACCCCCAAGUCUCAGUCCCAGGCCCCGCGGGCCAUGAGUGCUGGACACCGACCCCAGGUCAAGCACAAAUCCACGAUACGCCCACAGGCCGCUGCCCACAUAAUCACCCACAACAACUCCCAAGCCUCGGCCAUGCUUAAUGCCCAGAAGGUGGCCGAUAAGAAAGUAGCGGUGGUUAAUAAUAACUUUAUGUCCAAGGUCCCCACCUCACUGACUCCUGCAUACACAGAGGCCACUGUUUAUACUGUCCCAGGGGUCAAGAUAAAUUAUACAAAGCCGACCUCUGGCAUGAUGCCAAGACAGGAGGAAAUGAACUACUCAGGAAAAGAGAACAAUGUUCCGAUGAGUUCUGGUUCAGACGUGCCUGUUCAACAUAUUAGCAUGCAGGGGGCUGUUUUCGAUGAAAAUGGUUUGAGAAUUGAUAGAACUCCAACAGACGAAGAAAUCAAUUUUCUUUGGGAGAAGGUUCGUACUUGUUUGAAUCGACCAGGAAAUCAAAAUCAGAAUGUUCCGAUUUCGGAACAUCAAUUGAUGGUUUCCCAGCCCCAUGUUGAGCCUCCCAGACAAUCGGCCCAUAUGGCCCAUCAGUACAUUGAUGGAGCAGCUCUUAAUAAGAUUGUGGCAGCCAACCGGGCUCAACAGGGGCUUAAUUCCACCAGUGGGGCACCAAGUAAUACAGUUGCAUCAAAGAAUGGAGAUCAAACCUACGCUAGAAGGUAUGGCCUCUUACAACAACGAAAACAGCAGAACCCUAAUAGCCUGAAUAAGGGGCCUGGUGUGUCACAGAGGCAGUUUGUUUCAAUGCACAAUGGACCGGUGUACAGUAACAACGAACCUUCCCAGAAUCCUUCAUACCAGCCCCCUCAAGACGUUUCGGAGAGCAUGGCCGCAUUUUUGACGGCAGAACACCUGGCUCAACAUUCGAUGUCGGAGAGUCAGAUCCAGAAUGCCAUGGACCAGGCCCAGCGGAACCAGCAAGUAGUGGUGGCCAACAAACCCACGCAGAAAAUUCCUACUGCACUUUCGAUAGAGGAGCAACGAUUGCUGGAAUCCUUAGACCGCCUCAAUGAGAGGCUAAAAAUCACAGAGUUUCCAGGAAGUCUACUUCAAGAGAAUCCCCAACCUGUACCGGUAGUUAGCCAGCCGGAUCCCCAACAGUUUGUUUACCUUGAAGCUACAAAUCUAGAAAAUACAGGAGCCUUCAAAGGGAAACAACCUUUGAAUUCUCAGAGACGACUUACCGAGAGUGCCAGAGGCGGAUAUCGAGGAGGUGUUAGACAACAGAUAUACAGAUAUCCCUGAAACACAAAUAUCUGUGGAAAACAGAUAUUGUUCAUGUAUUAAUUAUUGGCAUUCUGAUAUUCCUUAGAAAAUAUAUCAGAAUUAGGAUGUUCAUCCAAAAAAAGGAUCUCAUUGGAGCACAGAUAUCAAUAGAAAAUUAUAAUGAUACAGUACAUGCAGAUACAUGUGUGUCUAUAAUUACAGAUAUCUCUAGAUAUUAGAUAUCAUUUAAGUAAUGAUUGACAUCCCAACAGUUCAACAACAGAGAUGUUUAAAUACAGAUAUCCUAUUAAGCUAAAAAAGACCCAAGGUACCUUAUAGAUGUACCCUAAAAAUAAUGUACCAGUAUGUUUCAAGAUGUCCACCAAGGCUUUAUACAACGUAUAGAUAUCUUUUAAGGUAACCAACUGUUCAUCAUGCAUAUAUUAUUGGUACAUGAAUUCAAAACAGGAACAGAUGGGUUAAACCAGUAGAUUUAUACUUGGUCAAUACCUUGGUAUCUGAUAUAAAAUGAAACUUCUGAUAUCUGACUUAGCUGACUUAGACAUCACUUUAAUUGAUAAAUAAAUGUGUAAAAAAAAAAUUCAUUUCCUUCUCCGUGUGUUAAGCAUACAGCUGCGUAGAGUCUAUUGUAUAUGUUGGAAUAUACACAUAUUUUUUAUAAACACGGAUAUCUUCAGAUAAACAUUGCAAGCAAAGCAUCAAAUCAUAUAUGAUAGAUAUCUGUAACGUCUAAGGUAGCAGUGUUAAUACUGUGAUGUACAUGCACAAAGCUGGCCUUUUUUAUAUCACUAACAGAUAUAGUUAUGUAAGUUCAAAUCAUUUGUGAUAUUUAACAAUCUAGAUUGGAUAUAUAACAGAUAUCAAAACAUUUUGAUUAUUGAUAUCAAAAACGAGAAAUUCUUAAAAUAUAAUUACUUGCAUAAUUCGCUCAAUGUUAACGGUGCUACACAGUGAUAUGAAAUAGUAAGGACGCAAUAUUUUUCUUUUGUAUAGCAUUGAAAACACAGACUUUACUUUUCUGCAUAGAUUUAUCAACGAGUUACCUUUUCGUUUUUUGUUGAGAUGCAUUCCAUCCAUUUUAUUUCCAGUCAAUUAAAAGAGUGUAUUGUAUUUAUUUUCAUAGUUUAUUUAUACAAAUGUAAUGAAUUUGAUUAAUUUUUUUCACGAUCUUUUUCCGUCCCUUCGUCACAAACCAUGGCAAUUAUGUACUACGAUCCUCUCCCAUCUGGAGAGAGAUAUGUAAACUCCGGACCGUGGGUUGAGACGAUGAUUCCGUCCCAGAAAACUUUUAUUUCUUUUAAGCAUAUAUCUUUUUUUAAUAUUUCACUUUUUAUAUACUGUAUUUAAUUUACAAUAUACAUUCCAUUGUCACCUUUGUUACAAUCCUAAACAGAUUGAAUCACCACUUUUUGUUUUAUUAAAAUAGAUGUAGAUACUUUUAGGUAAUAUGAAGACAAUUUAGUGUCAAACUUCACAAACUUUGGCUUUUUUUGUCACUUCCAUCUUUCCAUCUCAAGUAAAUCAAAACUUGCUAAACUCACCAUAUUUCUUAAUCACAAGAGUCUGUUUACUUUGACAAUUGCAAAGAUGGAAUAUGGUUGGAUAUUUAAGUUAUUUUUGAUUUGAUGCGUAAAUUGUAUGUCGAUUUAUACAUACAAUAAUGUAAGGAAUAAAGUUGCCUUAAUUUCUAGAGCAUUUAAUUAUUAUGUAUGUAAUGUUGAAGUACAAAAUUUUAUGAUGAAUAUUUUUAAUGACUGAAUUUGAUUUUAAUAUGUUUUAAAAAAUCUUGUACGUAUUCUGUGAAGUCUAGUCCCAUAUUGUAAAAUUAACAAACUUGAUUGUCUUAGUUCAGAGAAGCUAUUAGCUGUCUUUACCAUGUAAAGGUUUGAGGUAUGCAAUAGACACUUUAAAAACAAUAUUGUUUCUACUUAGAUCAUAUCUUGUUUGACCUUUUUAUCAAAAUAAUCAACAAUAAUAAACUUGGCUCUUAGGAAUGGUUACUAUCAGGUCAAGGUCGUUUUUAAAAAAAAAUGUGACCUUGACAUAUUUUUAUAUCUCUGAUAAAGUUACAUGGGCUUGUUUAUUUUUUGAAAUAUGCCAACUAUACUAGAUAGAAAAACUUAUUAUAAGUUUCAUUCAAUUAUGCAAGAAACAACAAAUUUGUGUUUCUGUACUUGUGCCAAUUAGUUCAUUGUAGUAAUUCUUGAAGUUUU
Messenger RNA from Magallana angulata, 6074 nucleotides. RefSeq lists its product as uncharacterized. The transcript has 11 exons. The coding region runs from base 283 to 3879 and encodes 1198 amino acids. The record is from RefSeq and is a predicted model, not a curated record. Gene Ontology annotation, cellular component: ciliary base; centrosome; midbody. Gene Ontology annotation, biological process: mitotic spindle organization; cytoplasmic microtubule organization; non-motile cilium assembly. Lineage: Eukaryota; Metazoa; Mollusca; Bivalvia; Ostreida; Ostreidae.